Messenger RNA from Nycticebus coucang (slow loris), 1935 nucleotides. RefSeq names its product lymphocyte activating 3 (gene LAG3). Gene Ontology annotation, molecular function: transmembrane signaling receptor activity; protein tyrosine kinase binding; MHC class II protein binding. NCBI's taxonomy places the organism in Eukaryota, Metazoa, Chordata, Mammalia, Primates, Lorisidae. Gene Ontology annotation, biological process: T cell activation; positive regulation of ERK1 and ERK2 cascade; interleukin-15-mediated signaling pathway. The record is from RefSeq and is a predicted model, not a curated record. The transcript is spliced from 8 exons. Gene Ontology annotation, cellular component: external side of plasma membrane; membrane raft. The coding region runs from base 302 to 1882 and encodes 526 amino acids.
CAGCAUCCCUGCUGACAAGCACCCUGACAGCCACGGAACCUCCGCUCCCUUGGCUCUCUACUUCUACCCUGCCCAUUCCCUGGUACACCCCCUUACCCCCCAAGUCUGCCUGAUCUGACCAGGUUUGCCCUGGAUUCCAGUCUCUGAUCAUUGCCCCUCCUCACCCUUUCUCCAGCCCUUUCCAAUCCCCCUUCCUCCAGAUUCCUUUCCUCCACCUGCCUCUCUGUGGAACUUUUUUGUCUCCCUUCUUCCUUUCUUAUCUCAUUUCGGAGGACUCAGCGUGGCCCAGGCCAUAGGAGAAAUGUGGGAGGCUCAGUUCCUGGGCUUGCUGCUUCUGCAACUGCUGUGGGUGGCUCCAGUGGAGGCUCCAAGGCCUGAGGCAGAGGUCCAGGUGGUGUGGGCCCAGGACGGGGCUCCUGCUCAGCUUCCCUGCAGCCCCACAACCCCCCUCCAUGAUGUCAGCCUUUUGCGAAGAGGAGGGAUCAUCACUUGGCAGCAUCAACCAGACAGCGGCCCGCGGGCCCCCGGCUCUCGCUCGGCGGCGCCCUCCCCCUCCACGGUGCUGAUCGUGGCUCCCGGAGGCCUGCGCAGCGGAAGACUGCUCCUGCAACCCCGCGUCCAGCUGGAGGAGCGCAGCCUCCAGCGCGGGGACUUCUCGCUGUGGCUGCGCCCAGUCCGGCGCACCGAUGCCGGCGAGUACCGCGCCACUGUACGCCUCAAAGAACGCGCUUUCACCUGCCGACUCCGUCUGCUCGUGGGCCAGGCCUCGAUGACUGCCAUCCCCCCAGGGUCUCUCAGGACCUCCAACCGGGUCAUUUUGAACUGCUCCUUUAGCCGCCCUGAGCGCCCAGUCUCUGUGCGCUGGUUCCGAGGCCAGGGCCAAGUACCUGUCCAAGAGUCCCUGCAUCACCACUUAGUGGAAAGCUUCCUCUUCCUGCCCCAAGUCAGCCCCCUGGACUCUGGGCCCUGGGGCUGCAUCCUCACCUACAGAGAUGGCUUCAAUGUCUCCAUGAUGUACAACCUUACUGUUUUGGGUCUGGAGCCCCCAACCCCCUUGACAGUGUAUGCUGAAGCAGGUUCCACAGUGGAGCUCCCCUGCCGCCUGCCUCCGGGUGUGGGGACCCAGUCUUCCCUCACUGCCAAGUGGGCCCCUCCUGGUGGAGGCCCUGACCUCCUGAUGGCUAGAGACAAUGGCAACUUCACCCUUCGGCUAGAGGCUGUGAGCCAGGCCCAGGCUGGGACCUACACCUGCUGCAUCCAUCUGCAGGGGCAGCAGCUCAGUGCCAGCGUCACUUUGGCAGUCAUUACAGUGACUCCCAAAUCCUUUGGGUUACCUGGCUCCCUGGGGAAGCUGCUUUGUGAGGUGACACCAGCAUCUGGACAAGAACGCUUUGUGUGGAGGCCUCUGGACAAGUCCUGGAGGAGCUCCUCAGGACCCUGGCUGGAGGUGCAGGAGGCCAGCCUCCAUUCCCAGCCCUGGCAAUGCCAGCUGUACCAGGGAGAGAGGCUUUUAGGAGCAGCGGUGUAUUCCCCAGCACUGUCCAGCCCAGGUGCUCAGUACUCUGGGAGAGCCCCAGGUGCCCUCCAAGCAGGCCACCUCCCUCUCUUUCUCAUCUUGGGCAUCCUCUGUCCACUCCUUUUGGUGACUGGAGCCUUUAGCCUUCACCUUUGGAGAAGAUCGUGGCGACCAAGAAGAUUUUCUGCCUUAGAACAUGGGAUUCACUCUCCUCAGGCUGAGAGCAAGCUAGAAGGCCAGGAGCAAGAGCCGGAGCCUCAGCUGGACGCAGAGCUAGAUCCAGAGCUGGAGCUGGGGCUGAAGCCAGAGCUGGAGCUGGAGCUGGAGCCAGAGCUGAAGCCAGAGCCGGCCCUGGAGCAACUUUGACUUGAAGCUGAAACAGCCAGUAGAUCUCAGCAGCUCAGUCCAAAUACACUCCC